UGUUUACAACAAAAUAGAAAACUGACUAUGAGAAUAUUAAGCAGAAAGGGUAGAUGGCUAGGCUAAAAUUUCUGAACUCAACUAAAAAGUUCUUACAUUAAAGAGACUGUCCCUUUUGAAAUAUAGUUGGAGAAACAAUAUUGUGACGUCUAUAUUCGGGUUUGUCCGCAAAUAUUCAAAUCUCUUUCGAGUACUGCAAUUAAUUUGACCGCAAGAAACAAUUAGAACAUCAAUUAUAAGCUACACAAUGGCAGUAAUUAGGCUAUCGAAAGGGAGCACGCUUUGUAAUCACCGCGUGUAUAGCUCGUUUUACAACCUCUUUCAAGCGUCAGUACGAAUAUAAAAGCAUUAACGAUUUCUAGCCCAUCAGUUUGGUGAGUCCAACUGUAAAGAUGGGUGUUAUUAUAAAGAGUAGCUUACUGCUGGUUUUGUUUGUGGUCUUGUGGGAAAUAGAAGAAAGUAGCGCACUAAGUUGUUUGCCAUGCAACAAAAGAACAUGCAAAACUCCUAAAUACUGCAAAGGUGGUUUAGUGAAAGAUGUGUGCAACUGCUGUUACGUAUGUGCCAAGGUGAAAGGAGAAACUUGCGGAGGACCCUUCCAAAUCGCUGGAAAAUGUGCAAAAGGUUUGACAUGUCGAAAAACACCAAAACCUGGACAAAUUCUAUUUAAUUUGAGAGGAAUCUGCUCGUGUGGACCAGUGUGUAGAAUUUAUUGUCGGUAUGGCAACGUUCAUAACAGAUUCGGAUGUCCAACAUGCCGUUGUCACAAAUAUCCGAGAUGUCGUCGAUACCCAUACUCUCCGUAUCAUCAUGGCGGGAGACGUUCAUAUCCAUUCUGGCACUGCAGACGUCACGAAACUGUGUUUUGCAAAAGAGAUUGCAAAACAUGUUGUCGACACUCGACUACCUGUGCUCCAAAUCACUGGUACACACGAAAACAACGUUACUGUCACAUCUAUCGCCAUUAACAAGCCC
Molecule: messenger RNA, 975 nt
Organism: Hydractinia symbiolongicarpus
Lineage: Eukaryota; Metazoa; Cnidaria; Hydrozoa; Anthoathecata; Hydractiniidae
Product: serine protease HTRA1B-like
Exons: 5
Coding region: 393-968 (191 amino acids)
Biological process (GO): regulation of cell growth; regulation of signal transduction
Cellular component (GO): extracellular region
Molecular function (GO): insulin-like growth factor binding; serine-type endopeptidase inhibitor activity
Source: RefSeq, a predicted model, not a curated record